AUGGCAUUACAACCAUUACCAUUGCCAAAUUUUUCAGGUGACCAUGAUAAGGACAUUGAUAUUUUCUGUAGCCGACUAUCAUCAUAUUUCGCAGCCGGUAUGGCUGCUCUUCGAGCUCGAACUAUGGCACAAAUGGUUACUAGUAACAGUUUUAGAAAUCCUUCAAUAGCUCAUGACUACGCAAAUGUCAGUGGAAAUAAUGCAGUAACAUCUGAUAUUGAAACGCUAUGUGGAUUACGGACUACUCUAGAAAAAACAAAAAUAGAUUAG
This is a messenger RNA of Diversispora eburnea, 270 nucleotides long. Lineage: Eukaryota; Fungi; Glomeromycota; Glomeromycetes; Diversisporales; Diversisporaceae. The record is from the annotation of a GenBank genome assembly.